UCCGAGUUUUAGCCUUUAGGGUUUUGAGGGGGCUGAAGAACAAACGAAAGCCUGCAUGAGGCCGAGGCUGUUGGAAGAGGCUUAGGAAGCGCACUAAAAAAGCUUCGCCCCCUACGUAAAAUUUAGUUGAGGAGGGAGGAGACAACAGCUGUCAAGCCAGAACUAACAGCUGCGCGUCAAGUCAGUUCUGCAGGAUUCUAGUGAUUGCUUCCUUUUCUACAGGUUUCCGAACACAGUGCCCCUUUCCAGUCGGGAUAUCGUGACGGACAGUUGCAUAAAGAAACGCGCUGCCUGCCAGAUUGACAGCAUUGCAAGAAUGCAGACCGCAUGCAGGAAUCCAGUGUUGCGCACGUGUCCACUAAAUCUUGUGAGUCGCCAUGUCGAAACCAAAGCCUAUGCUUCCAGGGCUCUACUCUUUGUGUGCUCUGAAGCUGGUCCUUGCGGCACUGGUUGGAUGCCAGGCCUCUUAGGAUGUAGAUUACGUGGUCGUCUGCAGCCCAGGCCAGCUAAUCAAGUAGGGCGCCAAAAGUUGCGGAAAGAAGCUUUGUGCUGGGCUCAACAAGGGGGCGACGGUGGUCCAGUUGCAGCCAAUUGGCGGUCAAAAGAUCCAUACAAAGUGCUCAACGUGUCUGAGGACAGCGACGCUGAGACCAUAAAGGCGGCAUACAGGAAUCUGAUGAAGGAGUAUCAUCCAGACGUUUAUAGUGGGGUAGAAGAUGCAAACAUCAUAGCGGAUCGACUAAUUCGAGCUUACAAGCUUCUGAUCGACGACGAUGAUCGGGAGCAGAUACGAUUACGAAAGGAACGAGGGCCAUUCAGAGAGCCUGAUGGGCCGGCUGUCAGUGUGUUCGUCAACGAGUUUAGGUGCAUCGGACCGCAGUGUCCUUACAGCUGCGUCCGCAAGGCACCCAAAACGUUCUACUUUGCCCAGGAGACGAUGAGAGCCCGAGCAACGAAUCGAGGUGGGGACGAUGACUACAAUAUUCAGAUGGCUGUCGGCCAAUGCCCGGAAACCUGCAUUCAUUUUGUCACGGAAGACCAACGGCUGGAGCUCGAACAGCUGAUGGAGAGUGCUGUCGUAAGAGGUGAACGUUCGGACGAAGUUCAAUACCAAAUGGAGAUGCUGAUCGCAACUGCUAAUUUUGAAAAUGGGAGGGACAGGAAGCCGCGAAGGACUCCAAAAAAACGGGAUCAGUAUGUUGACUGGUUCUGAGAAGGUCAAUUGCACGGGCCUUGAAUUGUCCCACUUUAGCACUUACAUGGAAGCCACCUGACUAACGUGUUCAAGCGGCGCUUGCAGCCUAGUUUAUUCGAAUUGCCUCAAAUUGUAUAUACGAGACUGGUCACAUUGGCGGCCUAUCUUUAGGACUGAUAGUUCAUCUUGUGACAUAAGGUGCCAUCUUCGUAUCAACAAUGACACGUUGGAGGAUGCUAUCGGUCAGGGAGGAACUUGGAAGCUUGGUAGUUUUGAAACUAGUAGGCAGUUAGGGAUAGCUGCUAGUAGUCCUUGUACAGUCCUGUCAGAAAUGAUCACAACUGCUUGCAAGACACAAUCUCCAGACUAAGUUCGAAGGACUGGCCGGUCCCAUUGCGUUUGACUUAGAAUAUAAUGUGCAUGUGAGCAUCAACGCG
Messenger RNA from Klebsormidium nitens, 1632 nucleotides. NCBI's taxonomy places the organism in Eukaryota, Viridiplantae, Streptophyta, Klebsormidiophyceae, Klebsormidiales, Klebsormidiaceae. The record is from the annotation of a GenBank genome assembly.